Molecule: messenger RNA, 2279 nt
Organism: Tripterygium wilfordii
Lineage: Eukaryota; Viridiplantae; Streptophyta; Magnoliopsida; Celastrales; Celastraceae
Product: protein FREE1-like
Exons: 10
Coding region: 190-1938 (582 amino acids)
Biological process (GO): multivesicular body assembly; intralumenal vesicle formation
Cellular component (GO): late endosome membrane; ESCRT I complex
Molecular function (GO): metal ion binding; ubiquitin binding
Source: RefSeq, a predicted model, not a curated record
AAAUUACCUUCUCAAUCGUCUGUCCGAGUUACACAGGAGACUUUCCCAAGAUAUUCCUCCAAUCACGAAUUGCUUCUUUCUCUGUUCACUUCUUCGCCGAUUCGCGAAGGAACAAGACAACGACGGACGAAUCUCUCCCUGACAAUUCCAUUGCAUCGACGAAGCUUGUGUUCGAUUAAGGUAUUAGAGAUGCAACAAGGAGAUUACAGCUCCUUUUACGGCCAGAAUCCUACCGUUAACCCCGCCGAUCACCACACAAGCUCGUACGCCUCGGCGCCUCCCUUCUCCGGUGGUUACGCCCCCGCCGAUUACUCUUCUUAUUCACAGAAUUUGCCUCCUUAUCAUCUAAAUCCCGAUCCCGCUCCUCCCACCGCUCCCUCAUAUACACCGACUUCUCCCAGCCCUAAUUUGCUGCAACCGCACCAACCACAGCCUGUUUCCUUUCAUACAUCGCCUCAACCACCGGUACAAUAUUUCCCGCCGUACGAUUCGCAUGGGGCUUACCAACCACCAACAACGCAGCAGUCGUAUUAUCCACCGUAUGAUCACCAUCAGACGGCUCCCAAUUAUGCCCCACCUCCCACGGCCGUUUCAUCGAACACUAACCCUAACCCUAGCGCCAUACCUCCAUAUUCGUCGAUGUACUCGGCGCCUUACAGCUCUGUAGCAUCAUCUAUUCCAUCUGUGUACGAUAAUUCGUACGAGAAUCCAGGGAAAUUUGAUCAGGGUGGCGGGUAUACUGACAAUAAGUAUGGGGGUUUCAGUAGAAGCCGGUCCGAUUUGGGGUCUGAUCUUUAUGGGAAGCGGCCCGAGAUUGAUGGGCACUCCCGAUAUGAUCUAGGUCGCGAAGACGCGCCUGGAGAUGGUGUUUAUGCGUAUCAAGGGGGCAAGACCGAACCAUAUGGUGCCCGGGGCACGGACUCCAAGUCGUCGACGUGGACCAUGUUCGAUGAUUAUGGAAGGUCUAUAAGUGUUCCCUCGGUCAAGGAGAAUUCAACAACUUCGGGUUUCAGCAAGAUCGUUAAAGCUGUUCCCAAGGCAGAUACGCAGCAGGAUGUGAAGAGUGGGGUGCAGAAGUUCCGUGUCAAGCUCUUGACUGAAAGUGUAGGGCAGAGCACCAUGGAUGUUCUUUGCCAGAUUGGCUUAGAUGGCAUACGGAUGCUUGAUCCUGCUACAAAUAGGACUUUGAGGAUAUAUCCCCUGGAGACAAUUACUAGAUGUGAAGUAAUGGACUCAUCUACUCUAGCGUUUUGGUCUAAGAGCUCUGUGGAUAUUGAUCCAAGACGCAUCAGACUGCAAUCAAAUAGUUAUACUACUAACACUCUUCUGGAUAUAGUAACAGCUGCAACUGUUCAGGUUAAGGAAAUGGUUGGAAGAAGUAGGCCCCCGGAUUCUUCAAAAACGACUGAGCAGCCUACAGAUAAGAAAAAAGGGUUUGGAGAUUGGAUGAACUUGAUAAAGCCUCCCAAUGAAGAAAAAGAUCACUGGGUCCCUGAUGAAGCUGUUUCAAAGUGCACGGCAUGUGGUACAGACUUUGGGGCAUUUGUGCGCAGGCAUCACUGUAGAAAUUGUGGUGACAUUUUCUGUGACAAGUGUACCCAUGGUAGAAUCGCUCUUACUGCCGACGAGAAUGCUCAGCCCGUUCGUGUUUGUGACCGAUGCAUGGCUGAAGUGACCCAGAGACUAAGUAAUGCUAAGGAUGCUGCUAAUAGACCUGCCGUGCAGAGUCAUGAGGAUCUUGCGAGGAAGCUUCAGGAGGAGAUGGAGAAGAAUCGCAAGGCAUCAUCAGGAUCCAAGGCUGAUGGAUCUGGGAGGCGGAUGAGGGAAGUUGCCUGCCCUAUAUGCACAGUUCAUUUACAGGUCCAGGUUCCCAGCUCGGGUUCUGAGACCAUCGAGUGUGGAGUUUGCCAGCAUCCAUUCCUCGUGAGUGCCCAUUGACUCUCACAAGUCACAAGCAUUUUUAUGGGUCACGAUGGUACCUGAAUUCAUUUGAUUUAUUCUUCUUUAAAGACUAAAAACUAUUGGCCUUUGUGUUCAUCAUUGCUUGUUAUGCUGUUAAGACUUUGUUUGUCGGUUGUUGGGCUGGUCCCUGGAGUUGGUUUCUGUUGUGCAUUCGAAGUUUUUCUGGAGAAGCCUUAUUUCAUUAGCUUCUAUCAUUGUGUAUAAAACUGAAAAUUUUAUAUUUUACAACUCAAGAUGUAUAUUUAACUUGUGUGUGAAGUUAACUAGUGGUGACAUAGGUUGAUUAGAUUUUAAAUGUAUUGAUUAAUUACAGUACC